Molecule: messenger RNA, 2229 nt
Organism: Penicillium argentinense
Lineage: Eukaryota; Fungi; Ascomycota; Eurotiomycetes; Eurotiales; Aspergillaceae
Product: dolichyl-diphosphooligosaccharide--protein glycosyltransferase subunit STT3
Exons: 6
Coding region: 1-2229 (742 amino acids)
Biological process (GO): post-translational protein modification
Cellular component (GO): membrane
Molecular function (GO): dolichyl-diphosphooligosaccharide-protein glycotransferase activity
Source: RefSeq, a predicted model, not a curated record
AUGGCCGAGUUUUCCCUUGAUGUCCUGCUGAAAGGCAACUCCGGCAAGAACACGCGCGGUCUACUGCGGAUCAUUAUCCUGCUCACGAUCGCUGCCGCCGCCGUGGCCAGUCGCCUGUUCAGUGUUAUUCGAUUCGAAAGUAUUAUUCACGAAUUCGACCCGUGGUUCAACUUCCGGGCAACAAAAUACCUUGUUCAAAAUGGCUUCUAUAGCUUCUGGGAUUGGUUUGAUGACCGAACCUGGCACCCUCUGGGUCGUGUCACUGGUGGCACUCUAUAUCCUGGCCUGAUGGUGACCAGCGGCGUGAUCUACCACAUCCUGCGCUUCCUCACGAUCCCUGUCGAUAUUCGCAACGUUUGCGUUCUGCUUGCCCCCGGAUUUUCGGGCCUGACUGCCCUGGCAAUGUAUCUCCUGACCCGUGAGAUGUCGCACUCGCCUUCCGCUGGUCUACUCGCUGCCGCUUUCAUGGGAAUCACCCCCGGAUACAUCUCUCGCUCCGUGGCAGGCAGUUACGAUAACGAGGCCAUUGCCAUUUUCCUGCUUGUCUUCACGUUUUUCCUGUGGAUCAAGGCUGUCAAGAAUGGCUCGAUCAUGUGGGGAGCACUGACUGCUCUGUUCUAUGGAUACAUGGUUUCUGCGUGGGGUGGAUAUGUCUUCAUCACCAACCUCAUUCCCCUCCAUGUGUUCGUUCUUCUGUGCAUGGGCCGCUAUAGCUCCCGCCUCUACAUUAGCUAUACCACCUGGUAUGCUCUGGGAACACUGGGCAGCAUGCAGAUUCCCUUCGUCGGUUUCCUGCCCAUUCGCAACAGUGACCACAUGUCCGCUCUGGGUGUCUUUGGUCUUCUCCAGCUCGUUGCCUUUGCCGAAUUUGUUCGAGCUUUCCUGCACGGCAAGCAGUUCCAGAAGCUGCUUACAUCCAUGGUUCUACUCACCUUCGGUCUUGGCUUCACCGGUCUGAUUAUCCUCUCCGUUUCGGGCGUCAUUGCCCCCUGGAGUGGUCGUUUCUACUCGCUGUGGGACACUGGCUAUGCCAAGAUUCAUAUUCCCAUCAUCGCAUCUGUUUCCGAGCACCAGCCUACCGCUUGGCCCGCCUUCUUCUUUGACUUGAACUUCCUGAUCUGGCUCUUCCCAGCCGGUGUAUUCAUUUGCUUCCAGAACUUGAAGGACGAGCAUGUGUUCGUAAUCAUCUAUGCCGUGCUGGCCAGCUACUUCGCCGGUGUCAUGGUCCGUCUCAUGCUGACCUUGACCCCAAUUGUCUGUGUCGCCGCUGCCCUGGCUGCCUCGACCAUCCUGGACAGCUUCUUGGUCAUGUCGAAGCCUACCCCGGAGACCCAGGCCAAGGCGAAUGCCGAUAAGUCGAAGGCUUUCUCCUCGACUCGCAACCCUGUCGUUGGAAUCUACUCGUACUUCUCCAAGGCUGUUGUGACCGGCUCGCUUAUCAUCUACCUGCUCAUGUUUGUUGCUCACUGUACUUGGGUCACCUCGAACGCGUACUCUUCUCCUUCAGUUGUGUUGGCUAGCCGACUUCCCGAUGGAAGCCAGCACAUCAUUGACGACUACCGUGAGGCAUACUACUGGCUUCGUCAGAACACCGAGGACAACGCCAAGAUCAUGUCGUGGUGGGACUACGGCUACCAGAUUGGUGGCAUGGCUGACCGUCCUACUUUGGUUGACAACAACACCUGGAACAACACCCACAUCGCCACCGUUGGUAAGGCCAUGAGCUCGCGCGAGGAAGUCAGCUAUCCGAUCCUACGCCAACACGAUGUCGACUACGUUCUGGUUGUGUUCGGUGGAUUGCUGGGCUACUCCGGUGAUGACCUGAACAAGUUCCUGUGGAUGGUCCGCAUUGCCGAGGGUAUCUGGCCCGACGAGGUGAAAGAGCGUGACUUUUUCACUGCCCGUGGCGAGUACCGCGUCGAUGACGGUGCGACUCCCACUAUGAAGAAUAGUCUGAUGUACAAAAUGUCUUACUACAACUACAACUCUCUCUUCCCCGCCGGACAAGCCGUUGACCGGGUUCGUGGUGUGAGACUGCCUGCGGAGAGCCCCACGCUCAACACCCUUGAGGAGGCUUUCACCAGUGAGAACUGGAUCAUCCGUAUCUUCAAAGUCAAGGACCUCGACAACUUUGGCCGUGAUCACAGCAACGCUGUGGCCUUCGACAAGGGCCUCAAACGCAAGCGGGCGACUAAGAAGAAGGGACCUCGCGUUCUGAGAACGGAGUAA